AUGCACAAUGUCAUCGAAGAGACCCGGGAGACGGACAAUGCCUCUGGGGUGGUGAUGAGAGGAUCACAUCACUGGAAUAAUGCGAUCUAUCAUUUUCAAAGUGACUUGAAUCCACAAUGCAUCUUUGGUCCAUCGAGAAAGAUCAAACAACAGUGCAUAACCCAUUUGUUGGACGUCUCAGUCCUCAGGACGUCGAGAACAUCACGUGAUCUGGUGUAUAUGACCCCACCGAACCUUCUCCAUGGCUCGUACGCGACAUCUUACUCACUGAAUGCUCUCUUCUCGCCUUCAAGUUUCAUAUUUCUGAUACCCCUUUGCUAUUCCACGCUUUUUGUUUUCAUCAUUGGCACUUACUCUCGUUUUCUUUGCGCCUGCCUUACCUCCACCGAAACCGGUUCCAAGGAGAAGGGGAGAAGGAAACAUAUUACAUAUACAAACGACGCGAUGUCUACCCCAUCGGCAAUGUUCGACAUGGCGCAAGGUCGUCGCGACCUGGCCGCCCUACCCUCCGACUGGCAACAAAACAUCAGAGAAGCUUGGGAAGUCGUCGAUCAACAAGGCCUCGGCUCCCUCAACGCGCGCGAGUGGCCCUUUGCCCUCCGCGCCAUCGGCUUCGACUUGGCCCGCACAGAGACCUACGCCCUCCUCCUCGCCCACGGCGUCCCGCCGCACGACCACGACCCCUCGCGGGGCCCCUGCAGCCCGUCCCGCUUGCGCAUGCCGCAGGAGCACUUCUCCGCCAUCGCGGCGUGGCUGCUGAUGCGUCGCGACCCGCAGGAGGAGGCCGAGGACGCGUGGAAGAUGUUUGACCCCCGCGGCACGGGGCGGGUUACGCUCGAGAGUUUGCGGGCCGUGUGUGGCGAGGUGAACUCGACGCUGAGCGAGGCGGAUAUGAGGAGGAUGAUUGACAUGGCGGAUAUUUCGGGGAAGGGGUGGGUUAGUAAGGAGGAAUUUAUUGAGGUUGCCAAGGGCGGGUUUGGACGUGGUUGA
Molecule: messenger RNA, 990 nt
Organism: Colletotrichum lupini
Lineage: Eukaryota; Fungi; Ascomycota; Sordariomycetes; Glomerellales; Glomerellaceae
Exons: 6
Coding region: 1-990 (329 amino acids)
Biological process (GO): mitotic cell cycle; centriole replication
Cellular component (GO): centrosome; centriole
Molecular function (GO): calcium ion binding
Source: RefSeq, a predicted model, not a curated record